Pezoporus flaviventris is the source of this 12466-nucleotide messenger RNA. It is a transcript of the gene MUC16, whose product is annotated as mucin 16, cell surface associated. The record is from RefSeq and is a predicted model, not a curated record. Lineage: Eukaryota; Metazoa; Chordata; Aves; Psittaciformes; Psittacidae. The transcript is spliced from 100 exons. The coding region runs from base 1 to 12420 and encodes 4139 amino acids.
AUGGGAACAACGAGCCCAGUACCACAAACAACCACUGCAGCCACUCCUAGUACAGGUGGAACAUCUUCUACUUCCAAUGUAGCCUCCACAACUACCCAGAUAACAGAAUCCCCCACAACCUCAGUCCUUGUAACAUCAUCCUCCACUGCUCCAGGCACAAGCCCAACUACAGCCAGCACAUCCCCUCUUCUGAGCACAUCUGAGGAGAUCAUUUCCACAACUUUGGCAACUUCUACACCCAUUUCCUCUUUUCCAGAGACAAGCAGUGCUACCAACACUGGUGCAUCCACUCUGGGGGAAAGCACUGUGAUCGCCACAACCACCAUGCUGGAAACCUCCACCAGUGUUUCACAGGAAACCCUCCACAACGACCCAGAUAAAAGAAUCCCCCACAACCGCAGUCCUUGUAACCUCAUCCUCCACUGCUCCAGGCACAAGCCCAACUACAGCCACCACAUCCCCUCUUCUGAGCACAUCCGAGGAGAUCAUUUCCACAACUUUGGCAACUUCUACACCCAUUUCCUCUUUUCCAGCAACCUCCAGUGCUACUGCCUCCACAACUACCCAGAUAAAAGAAUCCCCCACAACCGCAGUCCUUGUAACAUCAUCCUCCACUGCUCCAGGCACAAGCCCAACUACAGCCACCGCAUCUCCUCUUCUGAGCACAUCCGAGGAGAUCAUUUCCACAACUUUGAGACAACCACUGCUACCAACACUGGUGCAUCCACUCUGGAGGAAAGCACUGUGAUCGCCACAACCACCAUGCUGGAAAUCUCCACCAGUGUUUCCCAGGAAACGUCUAAGCCUGACACUGCAGCUUUACUCUCUUCGACACAAGCACAAACCACUGCUAUAGAGAAAACGUCCACCCUGCUCUCCAGCAGCAUGGGAACAACGAGCCCUGUACCAAAAACAACCACUGCAGCCACUCCUACAACCUCCAGUGCUACUGGUGCAUCCACUCUGGAGGAAAGCACUGUGAUCGCCACAACCACCAUGCUGGAAACCUCCACCAGCGUUUCCCAGGAAACCCUCCACAACUACCCAGAUAAAAGAAUCCCCCACAACCGCAGUCCUUGUAACAUCAUCCUUUACCGCUCCAGGCACAAGCCCAACUACAGCCAGCACAUCCCCUCUGCUGAACACAUCCGAGGAGAUCAUUUCCACAACUUUGGCAACUUCUACACCCAUUUCCUCUUUUCCAGAGACAACCAGUGCUACCAACACUGCAGCAUGGGAACAACAAGCCCAGCAGCUCAACCAACCACUGCAGUCACUCCUAGCACAAGUAGAACAUCUUCUGCUCCCGCUGUCACCUCGACAGCUACACAGUACAGGUGGAACAUCUUCUACUUCCAAUGUAGCCUCCACAACUACCCAGAUAAAAGAAUCCCCCACAACCGCAGUCCUUGUAACAUCAUCCUCCACUGCUCCAGGCACAAGCCCAACUACAGCCACCACAUCCCCUCUUCUGAGCACAUCCGAGGAGAUCAUUUCCACAACUUUGGCAACUUCUACACCCAUUUCCUCUUUUCCAGCAACCUCCAGUGCUACUGCCUCCACAACUACCCAGAUAAAAGAAUCCCCCACAACCGCAGUCCUUGUAACAUCAUCCUUUACCGCUCCAGGCACAAGCCCAGCUACAGCCAGCACAUCCCCUCUGCUGAACACAUCCGAGGAGAUCAUUUCCACAACUUUGAGACAACCAGUGCUACUGGUGCAUCCACUCUGGAGGAAAGCACUGUGAUCGCCACAACCACCAUGCUGGAAACCUCCACCAGUGUUUCCCAGGAAACGUCUCCCCUCCACAACUACCCAGAUAAAAGAAUCCCCCUCAACCGCAGUCCUUGUAACAUCAUCCUCCACUGCUCCAGGCACAAGCCCAACUACAGCCACCACAUCCCCUCUUCUGAGCACAUCCGAGGAGAUCAUUUCCAAAACUUUGGCAACUUCUACACCCAUUUCCUCUUUUCCAGCAACCUCCAGUGCUACUGGUGCAUCCACUCUGGAGGAAAGCACUGCACAAGCCCAGCUACAGCCAGCACAUCCCCUCUGCUGAACACAUCCGAGGAGAUCAUUUCCACAACUUUGGCAACUUCUACACCCAUUUCCUCUUUUCCAGAGACAACCAGUGCUACCAACACUGGUGCAUCCACUCUGGAGGAAAGCACUGUGAUCGCCCCAACCACCAUGCUGGAAACCUCCACCAGCACAAGCCCAACUACAGCCACCACAUCCCCUCUUCUGAGCACAUCCGAGGAGAUCAUUUCCACAACUUUGGCAACUUCUACACCCAUUUCCUCUUUUCCAGCAACCUCCAGUGCUACUGGUGCAUCCACUCUGGAGGAAAGCACUGUGAUCGCCACAACCACCAUGCUGGAAAACUCCACCAGCGUUUCUCAGGAAACCCUCCACAACUACCCAGAUAAAAGAAUCCCCCUCAACCGCAGUCCUUGUAACAUCAUCCUCCAUUGCUCCAGGCACAAGCCCAACUACAACCACCACAUCCCCUCUUCUGAACACAUCCGAGGAGAUCAUUUCCACAACUUUGGCAACUUCUACACCCAUUUCCUCUUUUCCAGCAACCUCCAGUGCUACCAACACUGCUUUACUCUCUUCGACACAAGGACAAACCUCUGCUUUAGAAACAACCUCCUCCCUGCUCUCAAGCAGCAUGGGAACAACGAGCCCUGUACCAAGAACAACCACUGCAUCCACUCCAAGUACAAGUGGAACAUCUUCUACUUCCAAUGUAGCCUCCACAACUACCCAGAUAACAGAAUCCCCCACAUCCGCAGUCCUUGUAACAUCAUCCUCCACCGCUCCAGGCGCAAGCCCAACUACAACCACCAAAUCCCCUUUUCUGAGCACAUCCGAGGAGAUCAUUUCCACAACUUUGCCUCCACAACUACCCAGAUAAAAGAAUCCCCCACAACCGCAGUCCUUGUAACAUCAUCCUCCACUGCUCCAGGCACAAGCCCAACUACAGCCACCACAUCCCCUCUUCUGAGCACAUCCGAGGAGAUCAUUUCCACAACUUUGCAUGGGAACAACGAGCCCAGCAGCUCAAACAACCACUGGAGUCAGUCCUACCACAGGCACAAGCCCAACUACAGCCACCACAUCCCCUCUUCUGAGCACAUCCGAGGAGAUCAUUUCCACAACUUUGGCAACUUCUACACCCAGUUCCUCUCUGUCAGCAACCACCACUGCUACCAACACUGGUGCAUCCACUCUGGAGGAAAGCACUGUAAUCGCCACUACCACGAUGCUGGAAACCUCUACCAGUCUCUCGGCCAAGCAUGGACACCUGCACCCCUCAAGCAUUUCACCAUCAACUUCACCAUCACCAAUCUCCCCUACAAUUCUGACCUAGCCACUCUGGGAUCAGCAAAGUUCAACACUACACGGAGAGUCAUGACCACCUUGCUCGACCGGCUCCUGCAGGGAAGCAGCAUUGGCCCCGCUUUCCUGGGAUGUGAAACGACAACUUUCAGGCCCAUGACGCAAGGGGAUGGCACAAGAGUGGACGCCAUCUGCAGCUAUAGGAAAGAGCCCUUGGACCCAACCUUGGACAGGGUGGGCCUCUACCACCAAGUGAGCAACAAGACCAGAGGCAUCACUCAGCUGGGUCCCUACAGCCUGGACAAGGACAGCCUCUACGUCAAUGGUUACAAUGAACAGCCCGUCCUGCCUGCUCCCAGCCAAGCACCAACGACGCCUGCAGCCCUCGAGCAUUUCACCAUCAACUUCACCAUCACCAAUCUCCCCUACAAUUCUGACCUAGCCACUCUGGGAUCAGCAAAGUUCAACACUACACGGAGAGUCAUGACCACCUUGCUCAACCGGCUCCUGCAGGGAACCAGCAUUGGCCCCACUUUCCUUGGAUGUGAAACAAAAGCUUUCAGGCCCGUGACACAAGCUGAUGACACAGGAGUAGACGCCGUCUGCAUGUACAGGAAGGAGCCCUCAGACUUGACCCUGGACAGGGAGGGCCUCUACCACCAAGUGAGCAACAAGACCAAAGGCAUCACUCAGCUGGGUCCCUACAGCCUGGACAAGGACAGCCUCUACAUCAAUGGUUACAAUGAACAGCCAGUCCUGCCUGCUCCUAGCCGACCACCAACGACACCUGCAGCCCUCGAGCAUUUCACCAUCAACUUCACCAUCACUAAUCUCCCCUACAAUUCUGACCUAGCCACUCCGGGAUCAGCAAAGUUCAACACUACACGGAGAGUCAUGACCACCUUGCUCGACAGGCUCCUGCAGGGAAGCAGCAUUGGCCCCGAUUUCCUGGGGUGUGAAAAGACAGCUUUCAGGCCCGUGGCACAAGCUGAUGGUACAAGUGUGGACGCCGUCUGCAGCUAUAGGAAAGAGCCCUCGGACCCGAUCUUGGACAGGGUGGGCCUCUACCACCAAGUGAGCAACAAGACCAGAGGCAUCACUCAGCUGGGUCCCUACAGCCUGGACAAGGACAGCCUCUACGUCAAUGGUUACAAUGAACAGCCAGUCCUGCCUGCUCCCAGCCAUGCACCAACGACACCUGCAGCCCUCGAGCAUUUCACCAUCAACUUCACCAUCACCAAUCUCCCCUACAAUUCUGACCUAGCCACUCCGGGAUCAGCAAAUUUCAACAGUACGCAAAGAGUUAUGACCACCUUGCUCAACCGGCUCCUGCAGGGAAGCACCAUUGGCCCCUCUUUCCUUGGAUGUGAAAAGUCAACUUUCAGGACCAUGACGCAAGGGGAUGGCACAAGAGUGGAUGCUGUCUGCAGCUAUAGGAAAGAGCCCUCGGACCUGAUCUUGGACAGGGUGGGCCUCUACCACCAAGUGAGCAACAAGACCAGAGGCAUCACUCAGCUGGGUCCCUACAGCCUGGACAAGGACAGCCUCUACGUCAAUGGUGACCUAUGCUCCUCUCUGCAGCCACCCCAAGCCCGUUACAAUGAACAGCCAGUCCUGCCUGCUCCCAGCCGUGCACCAACGACACCUGCAGCCCUCGAGCAUUUCACAAUCAACUUCACCAUCACCAAUCUCCCCUACAAUUCUGACCUAGCCACUCUGGGAUCAGCAAAGUUCAACACUACACGGAGAGUCAUGACCACCUUGCUCAACCGGCUCCUGCAGGGAAGCAGCAUUGGCCCCGCUUUCCUGGAAUGUGAAAAGACAGCUUUCAGGCCCAUGACGCAAGGGGAUGGCACAAGAGUGGACGCUGUCUGCAGCUAUAGGAAAGAGCCCUCGGACCCAAUUUUGGAUAGGGUGGGCCUCUACCACCAAGUGAGCAACAAGACCAGAGGCAUCACUCAGCUGGGUCCCUACAGCCUCGACAAGGACAGCCUCUACGUCAAUGGUGACCUAUGCUCCUCUCUGCAGCCAUCCCCAGCCUGUACCAUAACCAGGCUCCAGCCACUGACCCCCUCUCAUUCUCUCUCUCUUUUUUCCCAGGUUACAAUGAACAGCCAGUCCUGCCUGGGAGCCCGACAGAUUGCCAUCAAGACCAGGGCCGUGAUGAAUGGGUGGUGCCAGGAGACCUCUGUGUUUGCCAUGCAGAGCUUUGACAUGAUGGCUCUGGCACCUUGUCACUCCAUGUAUGGGCUUCUUGCAGAUCCCAGCCAAGCACCAACGACACCUGCAGCCCUCGAGCAUUUCACCAUCAACUUCACCAUCACCAAUCUCCCCUACAAUUCUGACCUAGCCACUCUGGGAUCAGCAAAGUUCAACACUACGCGGAGAGUCAUGACCACCUUGCUUGACCAGCUUCUGCAGGGAACCAGCAUUGGCCCCACUUUCCUUGGAUGUGAAACAAAAGCUUUCAGGCCCGUGACACAGGGGAAUGACACAGUAGUGGACGCCGUCUGCACGUACAGGAAGGAGCCCUCAGACUCGACCCUGGACAGGGAGGGCCUCUACCACCAAGUGAGCAACAAGACCAGAGGCAUCACUCAGCUGGGUCCCUACAGCCUCGACAAGGACAGCCUCUAUGUCAAUGGUUACAAUGAACAGCCAGUCCUGCCUGCUCCCAGCCAUGCACCAACGACACCUGCAGCCCUCGAGCAUUUCACCAUCAACUUCACCAUCACCAAUCUCCCCUACAAUUCUGACCUAGCCACUCCGGGAUCAGCAAAGUUCAACACUACACGGAGAGUCAUGACCACCUUGCUCAACCGGCUCCUGCAGGGAAGCAGCAUUGGCCCCCAUUUCCUGGGAUGCGAAACGACAGCUUUCAGGCCCAUGAAACAAGCUGAUGGAACAAGAGUGGACGCUGUCUGCAGCUAUAGGAAAGAGCCCUCGGACCCGAUCUUGGACAGGGUGGGCCUCUACCACCAAGUGAGCAAUAAGACCAGAGGCAUCACUCAGCUGGGUCCCUACAGCCUUGACAAGGACAGCCUCUAUAUCAAUGGUUACAAUGAACAGCCAGUCCUGCCUGCUCCUAGCCGACCACCAACGACACCUGCAGCCCUCGAGCAUUUCACCAUCAACUUCACCAUCACCAAUCUCCCCUACAAUUCUGACCUAGCCACUCUGGGAUCAGCAAAGUUCAACACUACACGGAGAGUAAUGACCACCUUGCUCGACAGGCUCCUGCAGGGAAGCAGCAUUGGCCCCGACUUCCUGGGGUGUGAAAAGACAGCUUUCAGGCCCGUGGCACAAGCUGAUGGUACAAGUGUGGACGCCGUCUGCAGCUAUAGGAAAGAGCCCUUGGGCUCGACCUUGGAUAGGGUGGGCCUCUACCACCAAGUGAGCAACAAGACCAGAGGCAUCACUCAGCUGGGUCCCUACAGCCUGGACAAGGACAGCCUCUACGUCAAUGGUUACAAUGAACAGCCAGUCCUGCCUGCUCCCAGCCAUGCACCAACGACACCUGCAGCCCUCGAGCAUUUCACCAUCAACUUCACCAUCACCAAUCUCCCCUACAAUUCUGACCUAGCCACUCUGGGAUCAGCAAAGUUCAACACUACGCGGAGAGUCAUGACCACCUUGCUCAACCGGCUCCUGCAGGGAAGCAGCAUUGGCCCCGAUUUCCUUAGAUGUGAAAAGACAACUUUCAGGCCCGUGGCACAAGCUGAUGGCACAAGAGUGGACGCUGUCUGCAGCUAUAGGAAAGAGCCCUCAGACCCGACCUUGGACAGGGUGGGCCUCUACCACCAAGUGAGCAACAAGACCAGAGGCAUCACUCAGCUGGGUCCCUACAGCCUGGACAAGGACAGCCUCUUUGUCAAUGGUUACAAUGAGCAGCCAGUCCUGCCUGGUGAGUGCCUUCCACGAGGGUUCUGGGCUCAGAAGGCGCCAACUCCCAGCCAUGCACCAACGACACCUGCAGCCCUCGAGCAUUUCACCAUCAACUUCACCAUCACCAAUCUCCCCUACAAUUCUGACCUAGCCACUCCGGGAUCAGCAAAGUUCAACACUACACGGAGAGUCAUGACCACCUUGCUCAACCGGCUCCUGCAGGGAAGCAGCAUUGGCCCCGCUUUCCUUGGAUGUACAAAGACAGCUUUCAGGCCCAUGACGCAAGUUGAUGGCACAGGUGUGGACGCUGUCUGCACGUACAAGAAGGAUCCCUCAGACCGGACCUUGGAUAGGGUGGGCCUCUACCACCAAGUGAGCAACAAGACCAGAGGCAUCACACAGCUGGGUCCCUACAGCCUUGACAAAGACAGCCUCUACGUCAACGGUUACAAUGAACAGCCAGUCCUGCCUGCUCCCAGCCAUGCACCAACGACACCUGCUGCACUCGAGCAUUUCACCAUCAACUUCACCAUCACCAAUCUCCCCUACAAUUCUGACCUAGCCACUCCGGGAUCAGCAAAGUUCAACACUACACGGAGAGUCAUGACCACCUUGCUCGACCGGCUCCUGCAGGGAAGCAGCAUUGGCCCCGCUUACCUGGGAUGUGAAAAGACAGCUUUCAGGCCCAUGGCACAAGCUGAUGGUACAAGUGUGGACGCCGUCUGCAGCUAUAGGAGAGAGGCCUCGGACCCGAUCUUGGACAGGGUGGGCCUCUACCACCAAGUGAGCAACAAGACCAGAGGCAUCACUCAGCUGGGUCCCUACAGCCUGGACAAGGACAGCCUCUACGUCAAUGGUUACAAUGAACAGCCAGUCCUGCCUGCUCCCAGCCGUCUGCCAACGACACCUGCAGCCCUCGAGCAUUUCACCAUCAACUUCACCAUCACCAAUCUCCCCUACAAUUCUGACCUAGCCACUCUGGGAUCAGCAAAAUUCAACACUACGCGGAGAGUCAUGACCACCUUGCUCAACCGGCUCCUGCAGGGAAGCAGCAUUGGCCCCGCUUUCCUUGGAUGUGAAAAGACAACUUUCAGGCCCAUGGCACAAGCUGAUGGUACAAGUGUGGACUCCAUCUGCAGCUAUAGGAAAGAGCCCUCGGACCCGACCUUGGACACAGUGAACCUCUACCACCAAGUCAGCAACAAGACCAGAGGCAUCACUCAGCUGGGUCCCUACAGCCUCGACAAGGACAGCCUCUACGUCAAUGGUUACAAUGAACAACCAGACCUGCCUGCUCCUAGCCAUGCACCAACGACACCUGCAGCCCUCGAGCAUUUCACCAUCAACUUCACCAUCACCAAUCUCCCCUACAAUUCUGACCUAGCCACUCUGGGCUCAGCAAAGUUCAACACUACGCGGAGAGUCAUGACCACCUUGCUCAACCGGCUCCUGCAGGGAAGCAGCAUUGGCCCCCAUUUCCUGGGAUGUGCAAAGACAGCUUUCAGGCCCGUGGCACAAGCUGAUGGUACAAUUGUGGACGCCGUCUGCAGCUAUAGGAAAGAGCCCUCGGACUCGGCACUGGACAGGGUGGGCCUCUACCACCAAGUGAGGAACAAGACCAGAGGCAUCACUCAACUGGGUCCCUACAGCCUGGACAAGGACAGCCUCUUUGUCAAUGGUUACAAUGAACAGCCAGUCCUGCCUGCUCCCAGCCAUGCACCAACGACACCUGCAGCCCUCGAGCAUUUCACCAUCAACUUCACCAUCACCAAUCUCCCCUACAAUUCUGACCUAGCCACUCCGGGAUCAACAAAGUUCAACACUACACGGAGAGUCAUGACCACCUUGCUCAACCGGCUCCUGCAGGGAAGCAGCAUUGGCCCCGCUUUCCUUGGAUGUGAAAAGACAGCUUUCAGGCCCAUGACACAAGCAGAUGGCACAGCGGUGGAUGCCGUCUGCACCUACAGAAAGGAGCCCUCAGACCCGACCUUGGACAGGGUGGGCCUCUACCACCAAGUGAGCAACAAGACCAGAGGCAUCACUCAGCUGGGUCCCUACAGCCUCGACAAGGACAGCCUCUAUAUCAAUGCCACAGCUGCAUCUCCAAGAACUGGGAAGUUCACAGUGAAUUUCACCAUAACUAAUCUCCAGUACUCCAGUGGUCUCAGCAAUCCAUAUUCUGCCAAGUUUAAUGCUACAGCAAGAGUCUUGAUUGCUCUGUUCAAUCAGCUGUUCCAGAAGUGUAGUAUUCAUUCUGUGUAUACAGGCUGCAAAAUGAUGGCUUUCAGACCUGCACCAAAAACUGAAGGCACCGGAGUAGAUGCUAUGUGUACCUACAAAACAGAUUCUGCUGCUUCCCAGUUUGAUCGAGUGACUGUUUACCGUGAAGUGAGCAACAAGACAAAUGGCAUCACCAACUUAGGAAUCUACAGCCUUGACCAGGAAAGCCUGUAUAUUAAUGAUUACCAUGAAGCCCAUCUCUUGCCUUCAGCAUCUCCAGCUCCUCCUCCUGCAAGAGAAGGACAUUUCACAGUGAACUUCACUGCGACCAAUCUCCUCUACACAUCAGCAUUAGGAAAUCCAAAUUCCAAAAAAUUCAUUGCUGCCAAAAAGACUCUGACAUACUUGCUUGAUCGUGUGCUCAAGAACAGCAGCCUUAGCCCUGUCUAUACUGGUUGUACAGUGGUGGUACUAAGGUCUGUGAAUAACACAGAGGGCACUGCCAUGGAUGCAGUCUGCACAUACAGAGCCAACGCUACCACUACUGAAUUUGACCGAAUCAAGGUUUAUCAUGAGCUCAGCAAGAUGACAGCCAGCUGCACUGAGCUAGGACCAUAUAGGCUGGAUGCAGCAAGCUUUUAUGUUAGUGGUUAUAAUGAACUUCAGCCUGGACUGUCUGUUGAUUCAAGUACACCACCUCUGUCACCAGCAAUAAGGAAUUUCACAUUGAAUUUCACUAUAACCAACCUCCAGUUCACUGCAGAUCUGGCAAUGCCAAACUCUAAAAAAUUCAAGUCAACAGAAAAAGUCAUGUAUUAUUAUGUUGACCCUUUACUCCAAAAAAGCAGCAUUGGCCCUGCUUAUAUUGGCUGCAAAAUAAUGGCAUUCAGGCCAAAGAAGAGCAAGUAUGACACAGGAGUAGAUGCCACCUGCAGCUACAGAGAUGAGCCUUCAGAUCCCGAGUUCAACAGAGUGAUGGUUUACCAUGAGCUGAGCAAUAUGACAAAUGGCAUCACCAAGAUGGGACACUACAGCCUUAACAGCCGGAGCCUCUACAUUGAUGAUUACAAUGAGCUGCAUAGUUUGCCAUGUAAAUCCUGCUCUUAUUUUAUCUGUGUAAUUUUUGUUCUUACAGUGGCAAAGUCAACAACCACACAAAGCCCAGGACCAAUAAUAGAGCAAUUCACACUGAACUUCACAAUAACCAACCUCAGGUUCACAACAGACCUAAGGACACCAAGUUCUGCUAAAUUCAGAUCUACUGAGAAAAUAAUGCAACAUUAUAUUGAUCCCCUGCUUCAGAAGAGCAGCAUUGGUCCCUAUUUCACUGGCUGCAAAGUAACAGGAUUCAGGUCAAUGAGGAAUAGGGAUAACACAGGAGUAGACACCAUCUGCAGCUAUGGAAAUGGUUCCCAAGUGCCCAAGUUCAACCAAACUAAGGUUUACCAAGAACUAAAGAACAUGACAAAUGGCAUCACCAAAUUAGGAAUCUAUAACCUGGACAACAAGAGCCUCUAUAUCAAUGGUUACACUGAGCCACUUGAGAGAUCAUCCUUCUCCCCUUUGAUUAUAGCUCUGAGCAUAACCACUGCACUGAGACCAACAUCCAGGCUAUUCACACUGAAUUUCACCUUGACCAACCUGCAGUACACGGCAGAUCUGGAUGCACCAAGCUCCCCCAAAUUCACUUCCACAGCAAAAGUUAUCAACUAUUAUAUUGACCGUCUUUUCAAAAGCAGCAGCAUAAGCUCUGUCUACACAGGAUGUAAAGUGAUGAGAUUUAGGUCUGGGAGACACAGGGAUGACACAGGCAUAGACGCUGUCUGCAGCUACAACAACAAUGCCAGUCUUGCCACGUUUGACAGAGAAAAGGUUUAUCAUGAGCUCAGCACCAUGACAAAUGGCAUCACCAGGCUGGGGCACUACAGCCUGGAGAAGAACAGCCUGUACAUCAACGAUUUCUCCCUCACAGACACAGCUAUGGCCAGAAAGCCCAUCUUGAUUGAAGCUCCAGCCCAAUCAGGCUACAGUUUGACCUUUAAAAUAGUCAAUGAAAACCUAACUAACCCAGACUCUCAGUCUCCAGAAUACAAAGCAGCAAUGGAAAGCAUCAGUAACAAGGUGAAUCAGCUGUACCGUCAGAGCAACCUGCAAGACCAGUUCCUGAACUGCAGUAUCACAAGGCUGAGGGCUGGAUCCAUAGUGGUCGACUGCAAGUGCUUCUUCCAGUCAGCACCCAACAUCAACAGAGCUGUUGUUGAAAGGGUUUUUCAGGACAGCACUUCGAAUGCAACCGGACUAUGGCUGGGAAGCAGUUACCAGCUGCAAGGGUUCUCAGUAGACAGCUUGGAACUAGCAAUUGAGCCAGCAACUUAUGAAACACCCCUCAAGACCAAGGAAGAAAAGUUCAGAUUAAGUUUCAGAAUCUCCAACCUUCCCUACUCCCCGGAACUGCAGGACUCCAGGUCACAGAUGUACCAAGUGAACAAAGAGAAAAUUGAGAAAGAGCUUGAUGUACUCAGAACUAGCAGCCUGCAGGACUACUUUGCUGGCUGUACCCUUGAGAGCUUUGGGCCUGUCAGUGGGAAGACUUACACAAGUGUUGCCUCCAUCUGCACGCUCACACCCGACCCUUUCUCGAGAGGUUUGCAAAAGCAAGAGGUGUAUGAGGAGCUGAAACACCUGACACAUGGAUUCACCAAGCUGGGCCCCAGCUAUGAGCUUGAAGAGCAGAGUUUGGUUGUUGAGGGUUACUCUCCAGUCAAGACAGAUGAACAGCCUGAAAGAUCUGGGCUACAGUUCUGGGCAAUUAUCCUCAUCUGCAUUUCCAUCCUGUUUGGCUUCGUUCUCCUCCUCUUGUUAUGCUUCCUGAUUGUCUUUUGCCUAAGAAGAAAGUCACAUCUCUACCAGGUUCAACAAGGCAUGUACGGCGUGUACUUCCCACAUCUGAGCACAAGAAAAGUGCAUUGACAUGACAGUCGGUCUGUCCUCACAGACCUGCUUGUCCAUUGAUGAA